UGAACCCACGCAUUCAAUCACUUGAAUUGCGUCCAAUCGCGACGACAUCUUCCCUCUGUGAUAUCGCGAGGGGGCAACAUACUCGCUACCUUUGAAGCGAUACAACUCAACACCAACGCCAUCAGCAAAAUGUCCCACCUCACCGAUCUCGCCUCCUCCCCCGCCGCGGACCACCUAGAUAGUAACAACAGCCCCGAAGACCUCACAGACAACAACGCAACCAGCGCACCCGCAAGCCGACCCAAAAGCACCAGCACCACCAACCCCCUCCUCAACCCUGCCAACUCCCUCGUCUCGGAUCUGGAGCAAGAGGUCCUGGAUGAGUAUGCCCGGUUACUUGGGAAUGUGAAUGAGUUAUCUACCAAACUCGCCGAUUUAGCAGGCCACCCCUCCUCCUUAACACUAGAUGGUCUCCGCCACCUCGAGCGAAAGACCGCGACCGUGUGCACGUUGUUGAAGGCGAGUGUUUAUAGUAUUGUGUUGCAGCAGGGGUAUUAUGAUGAAGAGGAAGAUGGAAUGGACGGGGGCAGUUUUGUUGGGAGGUACUAGCUUUAGGAGAUGUUUUUUUGAGAUGGGUUUUGUUGUCUACUGAGGGUUGGUUAUUGAUUGGAUUUUGGCGUUCGCUUCGGGGGAUGGGUUCUCUUCUUUUAUUCUGGUUUGUGGUGAUAUACCCCGUGUGCUUUUCUGUUAUGGAGGGAUUUGGUUAUGGUUAUGAUGAUGAUUAUACUAGUUAUAUUGUUGUGGUCAUAGUGGUUGUAGGUGUGGUGAUGGUUAUGAUUUAUGAUUCUGCUGGUUGUAGUUAUGGUUAUAGC
This is a messenger RNA of Aspergillus saccharolyticus JOP 1030-1, 812 nucleotides long. Its product is annotated as DASH complex subunit DAD3 family protein. Gene Ontology annotation, cellular component: DASH complex; mitotic spindle. NCBI's taxonomy places the organism in Eukaryota, Fungi, Ascomycota, Eurotiomycetes, Eurotiales, Aspergillaceae. The coding region runs from base 130 to 549 and encodes 139 amino acids. The transcript has 3 exons. Gene Ontology annotation, biological process: attachment of spindle microtubules to kinetochore. The record is from RefSeq and is a predicted model, not a curated record.